Molecule: messenger RNA, 1008 nt
Organism: Cladophialophora immunda
Lineage: Eukaryota; Fungi; Ascomycota; Eurotiomycetes; Chaetothyriales; Herpotrichiellaceae
Exons: 3
Coding region: 1-1008 (335 amino acids)
Source: RefSeq, a predicted model, not a curated record
AUGAGAAGCCUGCCACCAGCCCUGGUGGCCGAAAUCCGCCAUGCCUUUCAAUCUUGCUCUAGGCAGUAUGCUGCCUCCAGAAGGACUCAAUUCAGCACAUUGCACCAAAGGCUAAAAAGUUCCCAGCGUUCGAAAAGCGACAAUGUUCCCAUUCAAGUUGCCCACAGCCAGCUGCGGGCCCAGAAAACGAAUCUCGCUCGACCGUCGAUACCUCCAGCCCCGAGUGCGCCAGAGACCAAGGAGCUUGUACCUCAGGAAGAGCAGGAAAAGUCUCUCGACACAGGCCGCAAGGUUGAGGUCCCUUUCAAGGUCAUCCCGAAGGCUGAGAUCGCUCCAAAUUUGACACUGUCCCCCAAAGAACGGCUCCAUAUUGAGCAAUUGACAAGAAGACUACCUCCUCGGCCUGAACCAAAGGUGUAUAAGAAGAGAUUACGCAUAUACAGUGCCGGCAACGGAAGGAUAUAUAUGCUCACCUUCCUCCGUUUCACCACGAUUGCCGCCCUCACCUUUGUCACCGUCAUAGUGGCUCCAGCGCACUGGAUCAAUGGGAGUUCAUUGUGGACCGUGGCCGGCAUAUGGCUCGCGGGCUUGAUGCCGUUCAUUUUCGUAAACUGGGCAUUGAGGCCAAUGGUGACGGAGGUCUUUCUUCGACUUCCGGCGUCGGCUCAAACAUCCCCCAAAGUGGCAAUGGCGUAUGCGAAAAGCCUCCCUGGAGAUGCCACACUCGACCUGAGAUUUAUGCGAUCAUUCACCAUCACUGACGUCGUUACGUUGAGGAUCGCCAACACAAGACCGAUUAAAAGUCUCUUUCGGCCUGUUAGCUUUGAAUGGAUUGGACCGAUGGUGGAACGUGGUGGCUUGCUGAGACCGAACCCGACUCAAUUCUAUGUACGGCCUGAAUCGGCGGGCGGCAGAGCAGCGAGAGAUGUGACUCCGGGGAUUUGGAGCAAAGUGUACGAACGACUUACCGGAGUCGAAAGCGAUGCUGUAUCCAAAUGGCGGCGAUGA